Molecule: messenger RNA, 2828 nt
Organism: Elaeis guineensis (African oil palm)
Lineage: Eukaryota; Viridiplantae; Streptophyta; Magnoliopsida; Arecales; Arecaceae
Molecular function (GO): protein binding
Source: RefSeq, a predicted model, not a curated record
CUCGAGAAAACGAAACAUCGUUCCGGAAGGAGGCCAUCCGCUCCCUCGCCGCGCUGCUUCUUCCUCCCAAUUCUCCGAAACCAUGAAGGUUCCCAUGGGUCCUCCCCCUUCUCAAAACCCUAAUCCUAGCCCUGAGCCCCCGAUUGCCGAUCAAACCCUUGGCGAGGACGCGCAGACCAGCGCCCAGGAUGGAGCUCGCGCGGAGGAGACCAGUGCGCCGGCCGCGGACUCAGUCCAGGAGGAACCCGAAAAACCUAGCAGUAGCCCGGAUCCUAACCCUAAAUCUGAUUCCUCGGGAUCCCAACGUGGGAAAUUGGCGGUUCCUUACUCGAUUCCUCCGUGGAGCGAGCGCCCCGGCUACCCUUUCUUCCUCGAGGUCCUCAAGAAUGGCACCGUCAUCGAACAAUUGGACGUGUCUUCUAAAGGGGCCUACAUGUUUGGACGUAUAGAUCUAUGUGAUUUUGUGCUGGAACAUUCAAGUAUUUCUCGAUUCCAUGCAGUUCUGCAGUUCAAAAAAGAUGGUGAAGCUUUUCUUUAUGAUCUUGGUAGCACGCAUGGCACCUUCAUCAACAAAAUGCAGGUAAAGAAGAAGGUGUAUACAGAAGUCCAUGUUGGUGAUGUAAUUCGAUUUGGCCUCUCCAUGCGUUUAUAUGUUUUUCAAGGACCAUCUGAAUUAAUGCCACCGGAGGGUGAUUUGGAGAAAAUACGGAGUGCUAAGAUUCGAGAAGAGUUGCUUGAUCGUGAAGCUUCGCUUUUACGUGCAAGGGUUGAAGCUUCUCUUGCAGAUGGUAUCUCAUGGGGAAUGGCUGAGGAUGCACCUGAAGAAGCUCCAGAGAAUGGUUCAGAUGAAGUAACAUGGCAAACAUACAAAGGGCAGCUUACUGAGAGGCAAGAGAAGACUCGUGGAAAAAUCAUAAAAAGAAUGGAAAAGGUUGCAAAUAUGAGGAAAGAGAUAGAUGCUAUUCGUGCAAAAGACAUUGCUCAGGGAGGCCUAACUCAAGGUCAACAAACACAGAUUGCUCGAAAUGAACAGAGAAUGUCACAGAUUAUGGAGGAGUUAGAGAGCCUGGAAGAGACUUUGAAUGAGAGCAUUCAAGAAAGUAUUGGUGCACGUGCUAAAAAGGUAGUCCAUGGCAGGAAGAAAGGAAAUGCUGAGGAUGAAGAUGACAUGUUGAGUGAUGAUGAUGAUGAUGAGUUCUAUGACCGGACAAAGAAGAAGCCUUCCACCCGCAAAUCUGGUGAAGAGAAGUCAGUUGAAACAGCCGAUACUCUUCUCAACAAAAAGGACACCAUUAUUAAUGAAAGGGAGAAGAUGAAAGAGUUGCUCAUAAAAGAGAGAGAGAAACUUGAACCAAACAAUGAGAACACUACAGAAGGCGCAGAUGACCUUGACGCAUACAUGAGUGGGUUGUCAUCUCAACUAGUGCGUGACAAAGUCAUACAAAUGGAGAAGGAACUGUCUGAUCUUCAAACCGAGUUGGACAAGAUAAUGUAUUUGCUGAGAAUUGCUGAUCCAAUGGGAGAAGCUGCUCGGAAAAGAGAUGUGAAAGCACAAGCAUCCAAGUCCAGAUCCAGUACUAACAUCCUGAAACAGCCUUCAUCUGUGCAAAAGCAGGUCACCACGCCUAAAAAGCUUUCCACAAGUUCACAACCUGAGGAAACUUCCCAUUCGACACAAGCAGUGCGGCAUACUGAAGAAGGUAAAGAUGCUUGCAAAGAGAAAAGUAAUGGAGCACCUGCAUUUGCUUCCAUGAAACCUCAGUGGCUUGGUGCAAAAAGGGACAUGGAACCAGAGGAGAACAAAAUAGUAGAAGCUCGUUUAGAUGAGUCAGACAAUUUUAUCGAUUACAAAGAUAGGAAAAAGGCUCUUGCCUCAGUUGAUGAUGGUCAGGAGAUUGAACGUGCAGCUCCUGGUCUUAUCAUAAGGAAACGUAAGCCCACUGAUGAGCCUGGAGUCACCAUUGAUAAAGCUCCUAAAGUGGAUGGAUUGCCUUCAUCUGAGCCUGACAUGUCCGCUGCUGAUGCUGUGGCUCUGCUGCUGAAGCACAAACGGGGGUGCUUUGCUAUGGAUGAUGGACUGGAGCAAAACAGACAAUUGCAGAGUGAAGGCCAAGCAGGGAAGGAGAUGUCGCAGUCUAAACGUGUGCUUGGACCUUCAAGACCUGCUUUUCUUGAUAGUAGCCCAGAUUAUGAAUCAUGGAUGCCUCCAGAAGGACAAACUGGUGAUGGACGCACCUCAUUGAAUGACCGCUUGGGUUAUUGAUGCAUGGUAUUUCAAUGCAAUGAAAAUCUUUGAAAUGUUUCCUGUUUAUGUUGGAAGUGUUAUUGAAGGAUCGAGCAUCCUGAUUAAAGCAGUUUUGGAUAGUGGAUCAGCCUUUGGAUGAUGCCAUGAAAGUGAGCUUAACUGCAAAUAUGAUCGUGAAAGAUCUGACCCACUGAUGCUAUCAUGUGUAAUAUAGUGAUGCAAACUCCCCAUACCCUAUGGUUUGGGUCAAUGCCUCAUUAAAUUUGGCAUUAAUCUAUUUGGUGGAUGGAUGACUCAAUCUCUGUCUGAUUUUGGCUCAAAGAUUAUGUACUUGCAGCAAGUACAAAAUCAACGGUCUGUGAUAGUGUACAUGAACCUGUAAAUUGUAAUUAGAGUGAUGUCAACUCAAGCAGGGCAGGCCCUAAUUGGUGGUGUUUUUUUUUAUCUCUUUUGGGUUUGUGUUCUUAGAAUGCGGACCCUGAUUUACUUUAGGUUUGAAUAUCCUAUUUCUUUCCAUUUUAUUUGAAUAUGGAUAAGAAUAUUAUUUGAGUGCUAAUUUUUAUAUUCUGUUUUUGUUUGAUCA